AUGGGGAAGGCGAAUACACAAUUAUUAGCAAAAGUUCGAUCGGAAAUAAUCAAUGGAGAUGCUUUGAGAUUGUUCCAGGAAGAAUAUUUUGCAUUAGAUAUCAUUCGGUUGCUCUAUGAAGACACUGUUGAUGAGAAAGAGAAAAUCCAGCUAUUGACAGUCUUGCAGGAAUAUGGAGGAGCUGGACUGGAAACUUCCAGUGUGGAUCAGGUCAUCACAUCUUUGGUGGAUAUUUGCACACAAUCUCUUUCCUUAUUGCCAAAAAGCAGUUUCUUGUCUCAGGUGAUCAUCACUACAACAUCUCUGUUGAUACAGUUUAAUCUUGUGGGAGCCAGUUCCCAUUUGUGCUUGUUACUGACUGAUUUACUUUUGCCACUGGUGAAGAAAACAGAUGACACAAGCAAUUUGCGCCUUCGAGGAGUGGCCUGCUGCUGCCUGUCUGAAAUGGAAGAUUUUUGUCCUGGUCUUCUGAAGAAACAUUUGACGUCUAUUUUGAAAACUGCACAACAGGAGACAACGUAUAUUUACCAAGAUAUUGUAUGCUUAUUAUCACGCAUCAUUCACAACACAAUGACAUGGCAAAAUUUGUUGGAUGUUGUUGACACAAGAAGAAGCAGAAAAAUAUCAGAAGAGUUACCCAGUCCUGAUGAAAAAUCCCUGCUGGAACUUGAAAUCAAACAGUUUGUGUCACUUGUGAUGGACAAUUACAUUUUAUUCACCUCUUCUGGAAUUUGGAGUUUAUUACAAACUAUGAUAUUAUUAGUCAAAUCGGAUCUCGACAUUUCUGCUUCGAUCUUUAAGUCUUUGACAUUGCAAUUCAUGGCUUCUUCCAAUGCAAGUACAUUCUUGAUGGUUGUUUACAUGAAGAUGCAGUUUUCACAUCAAAUUUUAUCAGUUACUGAAGAAACUUUGCUCCACAAACGAUUUGUUAUGGCAGCCAUCCAUCCAGCCAACAAUGUUGCACAAAAGCAUAUUCUUCUGUCUUGUCUUGCUGAUUACAUUGGAUACAAUGAGACAAAACAGUCUAAGCAGUUUCCAUCUGUGAAUCCCGUGCCUAUUGUGGCUAUCAAACAACUUGCAGAUCUUAAACCAACAGCAUUUGAUGAUAUUCCUAUUCAACUGAAAAAGACACUCAUUCUUAACAAAUGCCUUCCUGUUUCAAAAGAUGCAGAUAAUUCUGUCUUGUUGAACAAUCUGGAGUCUAUUAAAAAGAUGGCACUAUGCACUGAUGAUGCUGAACCCACAUUGGCCCUCUUCUGCGCCUUAUUUCAUUUUUACUGCAGACAUCACAUCUCAGACCUUGGAACAAAAAUCCAAAACCUUUUGCUGCAGCUGGUAACAAGCAACCCUAAAUUCAUUCCAAGUACUUUGGAUUUCUUGGUACGGAUUGAUAAAGAAGUACCUGACAGUUCCAUCUACCUGUACCUGUUGCAACAAUUGCAUGACAUGGUGACAGGACAUGUCAAGUUCAACAUGCCUGAACAACAACUUCACAGUUACCUGGACAUCCUCAAGUUGACUGCUGCUGAUUCUCGUAUCCAACCACAGGCCACUGUGAGGUUUUUGCACAUGAACAUUUUAUACUCUCUGAUGUAUGGCAAUAUUUCUUGGUUUCUUGCGACUGCUACUCUCUCUGUCUGCAGGAAUAUAUUGCUUCACCAUAAAACACAUUCCAUAUUUAAUGGAAUGGAUUGCCUUUUGCAUGUUUUGAUGACUCAUUGUUCUGAAGUUGAUGUUGUGGAUCGAGCAAUUUUUUAUUAUUCUCUUUUGAACGGAGCAGCUGAUUCUAAGAUCCAGGAAAUUCUCAGCAGUGCUGAUUUGAAAAUGACUCGCAGGCAGAUUUCAAAUAUUAUUCACAGUCCGAGUACUCCAGCAAAUCCAGCCUCAAUGUUGUCUCUGGAAAAACCUUUCAUGAAAUGGGAAAGGAUUUCAAUCCAUCCAAUUUGGAAGACUGUGAAAUUCCAUCAUGAAGAUCCACAUGAAGAAUUUGAAGAAAUAAACCCUGGGAAAGGGGCCUUUUUGCACUACCUUGACCUCAUUGCUGCUGAAGAUUCUACUUUUCUGUUGGCUGAAUACCGACUCAGUGUUACUUCUGAAUGUCCAAUGGAUGAACUCAGAGCAAUCACCUUAAAUAUUGAAACCGAUGGCAACUUAGAGAAAAUCCCAGAGAUCCACAUACCAAAUAUGACAAAAACAGAAUCCAAGACAAUCCAAUUGCAAUUCUAUUCUCUUCAGCCAUUUCCAGGGGAUUACCCAACAAAAUCAGUUUUUGCAUCUGUGGACAGAAUUACAAUGUCAUGCAAUUUGGAAACAACAUCAAUCAGCUUCACUGACCUAAUGCUGCCAAUUCCAUGGGAAAACCUAGGUGUUGCUCCUGAAAAACGGAAAGAUGUCUUCACAGAACUCUGGGAAUAUCUCGAUGCAAAAAAUUCCAAUAAGAAUGCUACAAUUGAAUCAGUCAAAACACUGCCGUUAGAUUUGCCUGGAUUGUGUCAACUGGUUGACUCUGUGCUUCUUCCUUAUACAGUCUACAAAAGUGAAAAGAAUUUCCACUGUGCAAUAUUUCUACCACCAAGGCAUCAUCUAUUAUUAAAACUAAAUUCCAUUUUGAAUCAUACAGCAGUCUCAAUUCUCACAGACUUUUGGCCAAUUCUUCCUUCUGUAAAUAGUUACCUUGAUUCUCUGAUAGCAAUUCAUUAA
Molecule: messenger RNA, 2700 nt
Organism: Acanthosepion pharaonis
Lineage: Eukaryota; Metazoa; Mollusca; Cephalopoda; Sepiida; Sepiidae
Source: the annotation of a GenBank genome assembly